Ipomoea nil (Japanese morning glory) is the source of this 492-nucleotide messenger RNA. RefSeq lists its product as uncharacterized. The record is from RefSeq and is a predicted model, not a curated record. Bases 1 to 492 code for a protein of 163 amino acids. The transcript has a single exon. Lineage: Eukaryota; Viridiplantae; Streptophyta; Magnoliopsida; Solanales; Convolvulaceae.
AUGGAAAGAGAUCAUGCUAAUCGUUCUAGGCCUCUUGCCUUUAAUCUCUCUAAAUUUGAUGAUUGGAAAGUCCGGAUGCAGAUUCAUAUCUCGGCUAUUCAUGAUGAAAUGUGGGACGUUAUAAAAGAAGGUCCUAUCAUUGUCAUGAUGGUGAAUACACAAGCGGCUGCUCAAGGAGCAGACCUAGAAGUCAUGAUUCCAAAACCGAAGUCUCAGCUUACUUCAAACGAAAAGGCAAGAGCAAAUCUCGACAACGUUGCACGAGAUAUCCUCUACAAGUCUCUAGAUGACUCGUUAUUUCCGAGAGUGCGGAAAUGCACUACGGCAAAAGAAAUCUGGGAUACUCUUAUGAGUUUAGGAGAAGGAGACGAGCAAGAAAAGGACAACAAGCUCAGUGUUGCCAUGAAGAAAUUUGAAGACUUCAAAAUGAUGCCAAAUGAAACCAUCACCGAUAUGGAGCUUAGGUUCACGAAACUUAUGGGUGACCUUUAA